Molecule: messenger RNA, 1867 nt
Organism: Ectocarpus sp. CCAP 1310/34
Lineage: Eukaryota; Phaeophyceae; Ectocarpales; Ectocarpaceae
Source: the annotation of a GenBank genome assembly
UGCUUACUGCUGUAGACGCUUCUGCGUGAGUCAUUGUUGUUGACCGGACGCCCGCCAGAACGUGCUUUGCGGUUACCCGGAUAUCUCGUGUUCGUGGGGUUCCUCAACGGUUUCUCGCCCAAGCGGAGGGAAGGUCUGGAGAGUGCCUCAGCAACCCCAAUCGGAGUGCUUUGCUAGCGUGAGAGUGAGCGACACAUGGCAGACGAAGCACCGACCUCCGAGCCGUCGCUAGCCUGCGACAACACCCCGGCCACUCGGGAGAUGCCUACGGCAGCAGUAGAAGUCCAACAACGUGGGAGCGGUAGCGUGAGCGGCAAUGAUGGGGAGCUAAACGAUGGCAGCACCACCAAUACCGCCAACGAUGUUACGCCGAGUACAGCCACAACAGGUGCCGCCUUGGGCGCCGGUGAUGGGGCUGCUGCUGUUGUUGCUGUUGCUGCUGCAACGAACGGGGGAGAAGUGGGGAAUGGAAGGCCGCCUCGAACGCAAUCAAUCAGGCAGGGUCGGAAGGAGAAACGGAAGGCGGGAUGGGCGGCGAAAAAAACUCGGAUCAAGGAGAAGAAGAGGGAAGAGCGAGAACGGAGGGAGGAAGCGAUGCGCAAGGAGGGACAGGAAAUCCCGGUGGCGGGAAAGAACUAUAAAGAGCUCCCUCAAGAACAGUGGUCCGUCAGUCAGCGAAUUCGAAACGCCAAGCGGAUGGAGUUCGAAACGUUAUCCAAGGAGGGCGGCUACCGCGUGUGCAUCGACAUGGCAUUCGACGACCUCAUGCUGGAGAAGGCGCAAGCUAGCUUAGUGCAGCAGGUCCUUUACGCGUACGGCACGAAUCGGAAGGCUGCUCAGCCGUGUCGUGUGACGUUGAGCGGGAUGGGACCGGUCAUGACCGCGAAGGUCAACAAGCUGCAAGGCUUCGACACGUGGCUGGGGAUGACCUCUGACGCGCGCUGUUACACCGAGAUCUUCGACAAAGAGGAGCUGAUAUACCUUAGCGCCGAUUCGCCAGCCACCAUCACCCAUUUAGAAAAGGGCAAGGUGUACAUCGUGGGGGGCCUGGUCGACAGGAACGCGCACAAGGGGCUGUGCUACGAGAAAGCCAAGAAACAAGAGAUCGUGACGGGCAGGCUCCCGCUCAAGAAGAAAGACUUGUAUGGAGCCCACAGCAAGGUGCUAGCAACAAACCACGUGUUCGACAUCCUAGUCCGGGCGAUGGGAAACGGGGGCAACCUUGAAACGGUUGAGAAGAAGGCCCUACCUCCCCGCAAGCGUGCGAACUGGACUGGCGGUGAUGACCGAGGCCCCUCCAGCAUGCCUAUCCGCAAACAGAAAUCGGAGAAACCCGACGAAACGUCUGCGGAAUCCGACCGCAACAGUCCGGAGUUGAGAGUUGCGGGAAAGGAGGGAGAACGGGCAGCAGGGACGGACCCUGGUGGCGAGAGCAAGGAGGGGUCGACAACAGCGGGAGAUAACAACGAGAAGUUCGGGGAGGGGGGCGAGAAGGUGGACGAGGGGGAUGAAGCGGAGACGGGUAAAACCGGGGUCAAACGGGUGCUAGACGACGGGUGUAGGGAGGAGACAUGCUCCUCUGGAAUGAACGCUAAGCGCAGGAAUGCGCAGUCCGCAGGUCCAGGGUGAAUGGCCGGUGACUCGGCGGAGGAAGCUUGUUGAGAGAGAAUCGGAAGAACAGGAGGAGUCGGAGGGGUAUGGGAUGGGCAGGUUUGACCUUUCGUGGAUGACAACCGAUGCGCGGUUUGAGUUGAAGGCGGUGGUGUCGCGAGGCGGGAGAGAGGUGGAAUAGGCUGGUGCGGAACAAACGUCGACUUCAAACCUUUCAUUAUCGCGUGUUUAGCGGCCAUGUAGCAGCAGCAGCAGC